Messenger RNA from Ascochyta rabiei, 4767 nucleotides. RefSeq names its product Rho GTPase activating protein. The coding region runs from base 1 to 4767 and encodes 1588 amino acids. The transcript is spliced from 2 exons. Gene Ontology annotation, cellular component: cytoplasm. The record is from RefSeq and is a predicted model, not a curated record. Lineage: Eukaryota; Fungi; Ascomycota; Dothideomycetes; Pleosporales; Didymellaceae. Gene Ontology annotation, biological process: signal transduction; regulation of GTPase activity.
AUGCUGAGGACCGACGCUGCCAUGCUCCAGCACGCGCAGCAGACGCAGCCCACUGCUUUCCUCGCCCACCCCUCGCCCUCGCCCUCGCUCGCCGCCUCGAUCCGCAGCCUUCGCUCGCCACCUGCGCGCGCACCCCCGACCGCCCGCACGCCCACCGCCGCCGCCGCCGCCAGCCACGACGACGACGAGCGCAGGCGUCGCAAGCCGCCCCCGAGUCCGCUGCAGCACACGGCGGGCAGCCCUCGUUCGCCCACCACGCCAACGCCCGCCAACGCGCCCGCCAACGCGCCCUAUCGCGACGAGCCACGCAGCCCGCGCGAGCACCUCGACGCCCUCCUGCUGCUCGACCACACCACCGCUGCUGCCACGCCCUCUGCCCUCCCGACCCUGAUCGACCGCCCUCCACGAGCCCUUGGGCAUGCCAACAGCGCCGUCUCGCCAGCCAUGCCUCCCCCGUCACGGCCCUUCCGCCCCGAGACGAAGCCCAGACCCUCCCCGCGCAAUCCCUCGAUCGACUCGGCCGCCUCGUCCGCCACCUCGACUGCCUCCGCAGCCCCGCGACCACCCCCCGGCCACUCGUCCCGCCCCUCGCAGGAUGUCUCCACCGCCAACCCCCCAGACAUGGCCGCCCUCAUCGCCGCCGCCGGCUCGCCUGAGGCCGCCCUGCUAGCCAUGUGGAAGGAGAAGCAGAGCCAGGCUAGCCACAACCAGCAGCUCUGGCGCCUGGUCGAGAAGCAGCGUGCCAUGGUCAUUGGCCUGCAAAAGGACCUCGAGCGUGCGCUGCGGGACAAGGACCGCUACCGCAAGAAGAUGAAGGAAUCCGCCGACCAGGCCCUGCCAGCGCCUGGCGCACUGCAGAGGGCCGACACGUUCGAUUCCCUCGUGGCACGCGAACACAGCCAAUCACCCGCUCCCAGCGACAGACACGACGAGCUGCCUGCCAGUCACGACGAGCCGCCUGCCAGACACGACGAGCCACCUGCCAGACACGACGAGCCGCCUGCCAGACACGACGAGCCGCCUGCCAGACACGACGAGCCGCCUGCCAGACACGACGAGCCGCCUGCCAGACACGACGAGCCGCCUGCCAGACACGACGAGCCAGCGCCGGUCGAGCACAGCGCCGCACUUCAGACACAGGCGCAGUUUGCGACGCAGCUGUAUCCAGAGUCUCAGCUGGCCACCUCGCCCGCCCAUUCCUCGGUCGCGUCGCCUACCGCAUCGAGCAUCAACUCGGCCAUCAACUCGCCCACCGACUAUUCCGUCAAACCGCUGGCCCUUGGCAGCAAAGCGCUCGGUCUGGACGCCGUCAUGCACGAGAACACACUCGGCUCGCAGCGCACCCAACACACUCCACGGCCUGCGACCCCACCACAGCCUGACAGGGCUACAUCGUCUGCGUCCACUGCCCAGCCACAGCUUGCAGUGACGCAGGCAACACCAGAGCUUCGCAGCGACGGCUUCAGCUCGCCUCCACGAAAGCCUGCGCAACCCCUGCGCAAAGCCCCGCCUGCCCCUCUGAACCUGUCUAAGCCGGUGACGACCAGCGCACACCUGCACCAAGCGACCAACCAAGACGACCAUGACGACGACGACGACGACUACGAUGACACCCUGGAGGUGGACGAGAUUCCCAUUGUCGCAGAUCGGGGAAGAAGGAAGACACGCGAGGACGAUGACCGUGCACGCGAAGCCGUGACAAUCAAAGACGAAGAAGCUAGGAGCAAGUCGGCGAAGAAGAAGAGUGAAAGCAAGGGCAAGUCCAGAUCGACGCCCGUGGAAGCGUCGGGAGAGAACCCAGUACCUCAAAUGGUGGUUGCAUCGCCGCAGUCGCCUCGCCAGUUCAACCCUCUCCAGGCCGGCCUGCCACUGUCACCACGUCACCCGCCACCCGGGUCUCUGAACGCCAUGCUUAGUCCUGCAACGUCAGAAAGCUCCAUCAUGGCAAACAGAAGUGUUGGCUCCUUUGCCUCGCCGCUGUUGAGCCCAGGUCUACCGACAAGCCCCCGUCCUGGAGACAGGCCUCCCGGUUCGCCGUUACCAAGAUUUCCCAAGCAGUCGAUAACAUCCCCACCCAUGUCACCCACCGACAUCCCACCGCCGGCGCCGUCGACCCUCCAACAAUCGGGCCCGCCUCCACCGCACACCCCUCAAUCCUACCAGUCGCCUCCCGGAGCACAAGCCGAGAGACCUGCGCAGUCGAAGAGGAGUCCAGAUCUGUUGACGGUGCCCAAUGCGCAGCCAAGCCCCGACUCAACAUCAAGCAGCCCGACCCUGAACGAGAUACCGGAUGCCGAGCACGUAUACCGUGGGCUUGUCUCCGAACAGUACCCGGGACUGUUGCUCCCCCCAAACGCACUGCCUUCGAUCGAGGCCAAGGUGUUUUCGUCGCGUCUCCGCCCCUCCCGUCUGAGCAUCCUAGCUCCCAGACCACAGGAGGAAGACCCCGUUUUCAUUCUCGCCAUCUACGCACGAUCAAACAACAAGCAGCUGUGGCGUCUAGAGAAGAACAUCGCCUCGCUUCCGGCGCUAGACGCGCAGCUAAGAUCCUUGUCUGACUUUCAGGCCAGGCUUCCCGACCGCAUUCUGUUCAGCGGUCAUGCUCCAGCCAAGAUCGAUGCGCGUAGAAUUGCCCUGAACCAAUACUUUGAUAUCAUGCUAGAGACGCCCAUGAGCGAAGAGGCUGCCUUGAUGGUCUGUGACUUCUUCUCCACUGACGUGAUCGGGGCGCAGACCGGCGACAGACUGACGCCCGAGCCAACUCUAGCUCCCGCCGUCUCUGUGCCACGUACCAAAGGAAACAAAGAAGGCUAUCUUACCAAGCGGGGUAAGAACUUUGGCGGCUGGAAAGCCCGAUACUUUGUCCUGCAAGGGCCCGAGUUUAGGUACUACGAAGUCGAGGGCGGCGCCCACAUGGGGACCAUCAAGUUGCUCAACGCUCAGAUUGGAAAGCAGUCACAGCAACAGUCUAACCAGUCCCCGCAACGGCGAGAGGACGGCGAGGACAACCAAUACCGGCACGCCUUUUUGAUACUGGAGCCGAAGCGGAAAGACUCGGCAAGCCUGGUACGACACGUCCUCUGCGCCGAGAACGAUGAGGAACGAGAUGCUUGGGUCGAUGCGCUCCUGCAGCACGUAGACUACCACGACGAGACCUCACCCGUCGAGGCCAAGCCGGCCGUGCCACAGCGCCUUCAAAAGCCACCCCCGAAAGCUCCCGAUCGCUCACUGAGCCGUGACAGCCCAGACGUUGACCAACAAAACGACAGACUGCAGAGCCUCAGCUACGAUGACACCGUGGCAGCCGAGGCUCCCGUGCGCGGCCCCAAUCACCGAGACGCAAUGGGCGGUAAACCGUCGAGAGGAUCUCCUAAGAACUCGUCCUUCUCUCAGGACAGUAUGGGCCAUUUCCCUGCCAUCUCGGCUCCCAGCAACGCCACUCCAAUACAGAACGCAGAGAAUUGGGGGAACAAGGCUGUAGCUGGCCCUACGGCCGCCAGGGACAAGAAGCGUAGCAUAUUUGGCUUCCGAGGGCGCGGUGGCUCCUCCGAUCUCGCGCCCAUACAAGUCAGCAGCACACCGUCGCAAGCUGUCUCAGGAUCUCGGGGACUGCCACCGAAUCGCAACAUUUUCGGCAUGACAUUGCAAGAAGCCGUGGAGUUUUCGCGGCCUCUUGGCCUUGGCCCACAGCUACCGACCGUCGUCUUCCGCUGCUUGGAGUAUCUCCAAGAAAAAAAAGCCAUCAAGGAGGAGGGCAUCUUCAGGCUCAGCGGCUCCAACAUCGUCAUCAAGGGCCUGCGCGACAGGUUCAACCACGAAGGCGACAUCCCGCUCGUGGAAGGGCCCUACACUGAUGUACAUGCUGUCGCUUCUCUUCUCAAGCUGUACCUGCGAGAGUUGCCGGCUUCCAUCUUGACUCGAGAGCUUCACCUCGACUUUCUCAAGGUUCUCGACAUGGACGAGCGCAGCAAGAAAAUCCAGACGUUUAACGUUUUGGUGCACAAGCUUCCGGUGGCCAACUUCGAGCUGCUGCGUCACCUGUCGUCCUUUCUCAUCGAGGUUGUGGACAACGCUGCGACGAACAAGAUGACUGUCCGGAAUGUUGGCAUCGUGUUCGCACCUACCUUGAACAUUCCGGCCCCGCUUAUCGCCUUCUUCUUGACCGACCACGUGGAUAUCUUCGGCUCGCCUCUGGAUGAAGCGAGCUCUCCUAUCCACGAGAUCCGCGCCAAUGCGACCUCUCUGGGAGAUGACGCUAUCCGUUCCCCGCGUCGGCAGAUGUUCUCCGAUUUACCCACGCCGGCCUACAACGAGACCAGCUUUCCGCAGCGCUUUGAUAAACGACCGUCUCAGUUCCAGGACAGCUCUGCUCCUUCCUACCCAGCACCUCCCCCUUCACAGCAGCAGCAGCAGCAGCAGCAGCAGCACCGGUACCCGCAGCAGCACCAUCAGCAGCAGGAGCGUGGCCGCAACGGCGGCUAUGACUCUGGGUUCAUUCCCAUGCAACCUAGUUACGAUGCUUCCCAGUAUGAGCAAGCCUACCUUGGCGGUGAAGGAUACGGUAGUCUCAACAGUGCUGUUCAGGGCAACUCCCGAGAGCAACGACAGCGUCGACGUGAGAGCGGCAUGCUGCUCAUGAACAUGAACGGGAGCGUGGGCGGUCAACGAAAAGGGUCGAACGGGUCCAGCGGAUCCAGCAACCAACGAGUCCGGGAAGAGCCUCGCGCCAAUCCGCUCACGGUGCGCGAAGGGAUGGCGUUUGACUAA